ACACACACACACACACCCUAAUACAACCCUGAUGCUCUGUUGUGAUUGAUUUUGCUGUUUUUAUGUUUGGGUCCCAGAGACGUCAAUGGCAAUUAAUAAAGGUAAUUUGAAAUUAACUGUUAAUUUUACCUCAUAUUCUUUCAAAAAAGAAUGAUCUAAUCAAAACCCAGUGAUAUUUGUUAAUAUGAUCUAGGUCUAACAGAACAUGACUUGUUUUGAUUGAUGAAGCUUAUCUCUUUAUGGUUUUAUUUAUCAGCCUUGAAGACAUCAUAAUGGGCGUUGACAUUAAAGCUACUUUGCAAAUUAUGGCUCUGUUGUUCUUGCAACUGGAAGCAGGGCAAGAUGAACUGAUCAUCUCCACUGACAAAGGCAAAGUCAGAGGACUGAGGCUUCCUUUGCUGGGUGGUUCGGAGUAUGUGGCGGCCUUCCUUGGGAUCCCCUUUGCCAAGCCUCCAUUGGACCAGCUACGCUUCAGACAACCAGAGCCUGCUGUGAUGUGGAAUGGGAUACGAGAUGCCACUCGGUACUCCAAUUCUUGCUUUCAGGUUCCAGAUACAUUGUACCCAGGAUUCCCUGGAGCUGAGAUGUGGAAUCCCAACACCAGAAUUAGCGAAGACUGUCUGUACCUCAAUGUUUGGACUCCUUCAACUGACCUCCAGAACCAUGCCAGACCCUUAAUCCCAGUUAUGGUGUGGAUCUACGGUGGAGGCUUUUCCACAGGUACCGCAUCCCUGGACGUGUACGAUGGCCGUUUCCUCAGCCAUUCGCAACAAGUGGUGGUGGUUUCUAUGAACUACCGAGUAGGAGCAUUGGGCUUCCUAUCUCUACCAGAAAGUGAGAGCAUUAAAGGUAAUGCUGGUCUAUUUGACCAGCGCCUGGCUCUCAGCUGGGUGUCAAGGAACAUUGCCGCAUUUGGGGGUGAUCCGUCUUCCAUAACCUUGUUUGGGGAGAGUGCCGGUGCUGGCUCUGUGGGACACCAUUUGCUUUCGCAGGGCAGCCAUGGACUAUUCAUCCGCGCAAUUCUCCAGAGUGGCAGUCCCAAUGCUCUGUGGGCGGCAGUGGAGCCAGCUCAGGCCUGGAAUCGUUCCUUGACUCUGGCUCAGCUUCUGAACUGCCCACUUGGACCAUCUGCUGAUGAAAUGGAGGCUUGCUUAAGGGCAGUUGAACCUGAGAAGAUAGUCGGUCUUCAAUUUGAAGUCAUUCCUGAUUCCGUUAUAAUAAGUGUCCCUUUUCCGCCAACAGUGGACGGAGAAUUUCUCGUGGACAUGCCGAGUGUCUUAAUCCAGUCAGGGCAUUUUCUGAAAACUGAACUUCUUUUGGGAUUGAACAGGGAUGAAGGGACAUACUUCCUUAUUUAUGGCGCACCUGGAUUUGGCAUCCAUAACCAGAGCCUUAUCAGUCGAGACCAGUUCCUCGCAGGUGUAUCCUUGAGCCUCCCUGGUUUCAGUGACAUAGCCAGAGAAGCGGCUGGAUUUCAGUAUACUGAUUGGACAGAUGAGCAGAGCAAGCCAAAAAACAGAGAGGCCCUAGGCUGGUUGGUGGGCGACCGCUAUAUCUCAUGCCCCUUACUGGAUUUUGCCCGUAGGUAUGUCGAUAAUGGUGGCAGUGCCCGUGUGUUCCUCUUUGACCAUCACUCCAGCCUCAACCCCUGGCCUGGGUGGAUGGGUGUAAUGCAUGGGGAUGAGAUCCCGUUUGUUUUUGGGAUUCCUUUGAACCAGGCCUUUGUAUUCUCAAAGGAGGAGGAAGCCCUGAGCAGGAGGAUCAUGAAGCACUGGAGCAACUUUGCUAGAAGUGGUGAUCCGAGUGUGCAGGGAGUGGAUUGGCCGCCAUUCACGCUGGAACAUCAGCAGUAUGUCACACUUAACACUGGCCUGUCACAAACACUCAGGAUGCUUCGAGUCCAGCAGUGCAAGUUCUGGGACAGUUUCCUGCCAAAACUGCAGUAUGUCACAGUGAGUAUUGAUGAAGUGGAGUUCCAGUGGAAGUCUAAGUUCCACCGCUGGCGUUCUUACAUUCUGGACUGGAAGAAUCAAUUUUACGACUAUGCCUCAGUCAAAAAGCAACAGUGUGAAGACCUUUAAUGUCUGACCACAUUUCCCCAAAAACAGCCCAUGCAGUGCACUUAACUACUUCACAAAGCUACAGAAAGCCAGUGCCGUGCAUAUGGACGGAGAAAAGCUUCUGUGGUUUCUAUAUCUUCACAAUAUGGUGCCUUUUUGCUUCCUCUGGGCCUUGUCUGGAAGAGAAUAGUUUUUUUGGGAACUAAAAAAGGGUCCAUAUUGAAAUAUUUUCGUAAGCUUGUUUAAGUGAUACAAGAAAAUGUCUAAGCCACACUGUGUAUGAAUAAAUACACUGAAA
This is a messenger RNA of Carassius carassius (crucian carp), 2358 nucleotides long. RefSeq names its product cholinesterase-like. Gene Ontology annotation, molecular function: acetylcholinesterase activity. The coding region runs from base 240 to 2081 and encodes 613 amino acids. The transcript has 3 exons. Gene Ontology annotation, biological process: choline metabolic process; acetylcholine catabolic process. The record is from RefSeq and is a predicted model, not a curated record. Gene Ontology annotation, cellular component: plasma membrane. Lineage: Eukaryota; Metazoa; Chordata; Actinopteri; Cypriniformes; Cyprinidae.